Messenger RNA from Paramuricea clavata, 394 nucleotides. The record is from the annotation of a GenBank genome assembly. NCBI's taxonomy places the organism in Eukaryota, Metazoa, Cnidaria, Anthozoa, Malacalcyonacea, Plexauridae.
AUGUCUGCGAAUAGCUCUAAGAAGAGGAAAAGAGACGGCUCAGUUGAGUUGAAGGUAUGUGUUAUAUGUAACAGUAGAUGCAACGAUAUUCUACAUGAAGGCACAGAGGGGACUAGCGAAGUUAAAAGAAGCAACCAAUGCGAGAUGCAACGCAUUUAAUGACACAAGCUACAAUGAGGCAAUGCAUCACAUAUGUAUUGCAUUUGACUCUUCCCUUGCCGGUGAUCCCGAACUGGUUUGGCAUAGGAAAUGUUACUCAGACUUCACUCAUAAAGACAAAAUUAAGCGCUUGACCGAAACUGUGCAAAGUGAUAACACAUCUAAACAAAGAAGGGAGUCAUCUGAAGGCAUGCUGUCUGGUGUUUCUACUUCAGAGGCUUGCUCAACAAGGUGA